UGGACAGGAGACUCCUGAAGAGACGGGAAGCUCUUCCCCACAAGUCGUACAGUGGAGGGGACUCGAAAUGUCUACCCCCUUUACCAAUUCACAGACCACUGGUCGCGUCAGGGGGGCUUUGUAAAGUUUACAGCCGGGUUAUGUAGAGUAGGCUAUGCUGCGCUGUGGCGUUGGAUCAACACCCGCCUUAACGUUCCAGUGGACGGACACGUGUUUAAUGCCAGCUGAGGGGCAGCACGGUACCCAGCACCAUGGUGAACAAAGAGGACCUGGAGGAAAGCGUGAAGAAGCUGUUAGUGCGUCUGAAAAACCUGGAGGAGGGAAAACAGUUGGGCACCAUGGUUCAGAUUAUGCAGGAUCUGCUGUUCCUCACUUACACAGACGACUGCGCAGCUGAGCUCUUUCAAGACAAAGAUGUCCAUGAGCCGCUGAUGCUGGUGCUGUCAACUUAUAACAACAGCAAAGUUCAGCAGGUGGGAUGGUCCCUGCUGUGCCGUCUGAUGGAGAUCUGCCCUGUCACUCUGGACAGGCUGGUCAGGCCUCUGGGAGCUGGAAACAGCUGGGAGGUUUUAGGGGUGCACAAGCAAAUUCUGAAGUUGCUGUCCGUGCAUCAUGACGACUCUAAAGUGAUAAUGGUAGGGCUAAGAGCUCUAGCCUUGCUGUUAAAGUCAGAUGAGCUGCUGGUCCAUCUCCUGGAGGAGGAGAUGGAUGUGUUUGACGUGGUGGUGGAAGCCAUGAGGACUUUUCCUCACAGUGAGGAGGUUCAGCUCCAGGGCUGCUCGGCUCUCCGACUGCUGCUGGAGAGAAUUCCAGAGAUGCACCUGUUGGAGUUUAUUGAGAGGAAGGACCAUGUGGUGGUUAUGAGUGCACUCAGUAGGUUUAAAGACAGUGAGAAUGUAGUGCUGCCUGCGCUGCAGGUCCUCAUACCAUUGGCUGAACCUGAAAGCAAUGUUGAGAUCCUAAUGUCCAAGACUGAGAAAUGCUACAGUGUGGUGUGUCAGGCAGUAGAGGCGUGUUCGCAGUCGGAGUGUGUGCAGGAGGUGGGAUGUUGCCUACUGCAAAAACUGACCUCAGAGAGUUACUUCAAUAUCCUGGUGCUGAAUGGUGUUCACAGAAUGGCUGUGAAAGCGUGUCUCUCCUACCCAGACAAUGCUGUAAUCCAGGCUGCUGCCCUUUCCUGUCUUGCUGCACUUACAAAGACAAUUGUGGAGAACAAAUGCCUUGAGACGGAAGUUGAUGUGGAUGAGAGAAUGAAAGAAGAUGGAGCGGUUGGUAAUGCUGAGGACAGCUUGGUUUGGAGAGAGGCUUGCUGCACAGCUUUAGAAAGACAUAAUGAAGAUGCAGAAGUGCAGGAAGCUGCAUGCCGGGCCUUAAACAGCUUGCUGCUCUAUGGGAGUGCACGUAGCCAUAUAUACGUGGAGCCAGAGGGAAGGCCUCCUGUACAUAUUCAGAUAAUGGCUGUGAUGCUCUCGCACUCCUCUAGCGUUGGUGUGUUUCAGGCUGCUACAUCUACACUGGGCACACUUAUUCAUCGGCACAGUAGGAUGAGGUCUCUGCUGCUGUCCCAUGGCAUCCACUACAAUAUUGUGGAACUGAUGAAGAGACACGCGAAAUCCACCGAAGUGUGUGAGAGUGCCUGCAGGCUCCUGCACACACUGUUCCAGGGAGGGAGAGUUAGUCUGGAUGACGGUGUUAUGGCUCUAGGACGCAUCCUGAUUGCUAUGAAAGAUCAUAACUUUGAGCCUGAGGUCCAGUUGGAAGGCCUGAGAGUCAGUCUGGUGCUCCUCAGCCCUGACCUCAGUUUGAGGGAGCAUGGCAUGUCUGUGGCGGAUCCAGACACUGCCGAUGUGUCUCUGAAAGUGCUGAAGAAUCAGUGUGUGGUGGAGAACGGUCAUGCUGUUUACCUGGAAGCCUUGAACAGGUUUAUCAGCAGCGAGGAGAUUCAGGAGUGUGGGCUUGGUGUUCUGUCUGCACUGGCUGACUGUUCUGGAGCUGUUGACCUAAUGUGCCAACAGGGGGCGAUAGACACAGUGCUGCAUACACUACAGAUGUUUCCUCAAAAACGUGAAAUUCACUACUGGGGUCUAAGCCUCCUGUUUCACCUGAUCUCCAAGAAGAAACUUUCACGGAUGAUGGUGCCCGUUCUGGCUUCUGUUCUGCUCACCUCUGUGAGGCAACACAAGGAGGAUGCAGUAAUGCUUCUGAAAGGGUUUCAGGUAAUAUGGAAGCUGUUGGACACAUGCUCAGGUGCAGCUUCUGAGCUGGAGAAAGAGGGCUUUGAAAAAGAAAUUUUCCAGCAGCUGAGAGAGAGCUCUCCUGAUCAGAGAGGUGAUCUGCUCCAAAAACUGAGCUGCCUGUGCUUGUCGAAGAUGGUAGUGGACAGCAAGAUCCGCUACCGACUGCUGGAGAGAGCAUGUGAGGAGGAAGAUGUGGUCAUGGCUGAGUGUCUCAUCCAGCUGGGUGCUGACAUCAAUAAGAAAACCAAGACUGAGUCUCUAAUAUACCAGGUGUGUGAGCGUGGGGGGCCGCUGGCUCUGGUUGAGGUGCUGGUCAGUGGUGGCGUCCAUGAGCAGCAGUUACGUGGGGCUCUGAGCGUGUGUGUGAGGAGAGGAGACGGCCCUGUGGUCAUCCUUCUCCUGGGCCGACUGGGUCUGGAUCCCACAAAUAAUGCUCUCUGUUUGGGUGGCUUCAGGCUUGGACGUCUGGAGGCUUCAUGGCUCAGUGUACUCCUAUCUGAGCGCAGUGUGCCCUCUACUGCUCAAAAGAAGAACAGUAAAGGCCAGUGGCUGGCAAGGCAGAUACUAGCCCUACAGAAGAAGAGGGGUCAGGUCAGGGUUUCUGGUUUACAAGGUGAUGUGAACACCUCUGGAUAUAUCUCUGAUGAGGAAAGCGAUGAUUCCUCUUACAUCUCACUGGAUGGCAGCGUGUUUGAGGACAUGGAGAGUGAUGGAAGUGAUGGCCCUGUUCGAGGGCUGAGACAUUUCAGUGAUUCACCAGAGGAAUGUAGGGGGCGGUCUAAAGCCAGACAACAGGGGAGACGAAGACGUGCCAUUUCUGAGGGAAGCCAGGCUGAACCUGAUCUGAAUGAGAGCUUGCAAAGGAGACUCAACAGGAAUAGCCAGAUCCAAAGAGGACUGCUGACUUUCUCCCCCAGUGGUCCACUGUUUGGUGUGGAAAGAGAUUGUGUCAGAGUGCUGGAUCUAUCAGGGAAUGAGCUGGACUCUCUAUCAUGCUUGCUGGAUGACAGUAAUGUCCAGCAGCAGCUUGAGCACCUCUUACGCCUUGAUCUCAGCAGCAACAGCCUUUCAGAGUUUCCCAGCGCUCUCUGUAAGAGUUUGCAAAGUCUCACUCGGCUGGAUCUUCAAGGCAACCAGCUGCGUUCACUCCCUGCUGAACUCUUAAGCCUACCAUCACUGAGUGUGCUCAAUGUAUCACGGAACUGUGUUGGCCCUGUGCUCAGCUUGGAGCCCCGUGUACACUGUCCAACUCUCUGCCAGCUUAACCUUUCCUUCAACCACAUCACUGCCUUCCCUUACCAGCUGGGCCAAGCUAUGGACAACCUUGAAGAGCUUUCAUUAGAAGGGAAUAAAAUCUCUGAGCUCUCCCUUCCUCUCUGUCUGGCUGAAAUGAAAGUGUUUGAUGUCUCAAAGAAUGAAGUAGCAUUGAUUUCUGAUGACUUCUUUUCUGGAUGCUUCAAACUGGAAAUAUUCAAUGCCUCCAUCAACAAACUCAGUUCUUUGCCACACUUGCCCUCUAAAAUAACAACAUUGAAAUUGUCUCAGAACAAUUUCAGAAGUGUUCCUGAGGCAAUCGUCAGCUUACCAAAUUUGUGGUCAGUAGACAUGAAGAGUAACAGUAUCAGUGUCCUACCUGGUCCAGCUGUGUGGGCCAGUGCUAAUCUAAGAGAACUGAUGUUCAAUAAGAACCAAAUCACUGAGCUGGACCUCAGAGAAUCUGUCUAUAAGUGGGCCCGUCUGGAGAAGCUACAUCUGAGCAAUAACAAACUCAUUGAGCUUCCUCCUCAGAUCGGGCUGCUGGAGGAGCUGACCUCUCUAGACGUGAGUGGAAAUGCAGGCCUUCGCUCUUUCCCUGAUGAGAUGGGGAAGCUAGUGCGGCUGUGGGAUCUGCCACUGGAUGGUCUACAGCUGCAGCUUGACCUCAAACACAUUGGCAAUAAGACCAAAGACAUUGUCAGGUACUUUCAGCAACGUCUGAAGAAGGCUGUUCCAUAUUUCCGGAUGAAGCUGAUAGUGGUGGGAAGUGCAGGCAGUGGGAAGACCACGCUGAUCCAGCAGCUAAUGAAGCUUAAGCGUUCUCAUUGUCUCUCUGAUGGGCGUGCUGCUGGCAUCAGUGUCAGAGACUGGACCAUCCGAGACCGGGACAGGAAGAACAUGAUCCUGAACGUCUGGGAUUUCUCAGGUGGGGAAGAAUACAGUGACUCUCACCCUCACUUCAUGAGCUCCAGAGCCAUGUACUUGGUGGUGUAUGACCUGAGUAAGGGGGUUGGUGAGUUGGACGCAGUCAAACCCUGGCUUUUCAACAUUAAAGCACUAGCCCCUGUCUCUCCUGUGAUUUUGGUUGCAACUCACCUGGACGCAUGUGAAGACCGCCUGGUACAGGAGUGUGUGCGGAAGCUGCGUGAAGACGUGCUACCACAUCUAGGUUUCCCAGCCAUCAAGGAAAACCACCUGCUUUGUGCCUGCGAGGAGUCUGACUCCAUCAGCAAACUGCGCAAGGCCAUUACCAGAGAGGCCAGCAGCUUUAAGAUUCAGGGGCAGCCAGUGAUGGGGCAGCUGGUUCCUGACUGCUAUGUGGAGCUGGAGCAGAGGGUUCUGCGGGAGAGAAGCCGUGUGCCUGCCGAGUUCCCGGUGCUCAGACACCGGCACCUCCUGCAGCUCAUUCAGGAGAGCCCACUGCAGUUGGAGGAGGGAGAACUCCCUCAUGCCAUCCGCUUCCUCAGUGAUACUGGUGUGCUUCUGCACUUUCAUGACCCUGCACUCCGACUCCGAGACUUGUAUUUCAUUGACCCCCAGUGGCUGUGCAACGUUAUCUCACAGACCCUCAUUCUGAAGAGCUCAGGCAUAUGUGAGAAGUCCACUGGGGUGGUGCAUCGUUCAGUGUUGGAGAGAUUUUUCUCUGAGAGCCACUGCUUUCCUAAAGAUCAACUCACACAGUACUUCAAACUCCUGGAGAAGUUCCAGAUUGCCUUGCCAUUUGGGGAUGAGCAUUUGCUGGUGCCCAGCAGUUUGCCUGAUCACAGACCAGUGAUUGACCUCCCUCACUGUGAGAACUCAGAAAUGAUCGUGAGGGUCUAUGAGAUGCCUUAUUUCCCCAUGGGAUACUGGUCCAGGCAGAUCACCCGACUCCUGGAGGUCUCCCCCUUCAUGCUGUGUGGCCGAGAGAAAGUUUUGAGGCCAACACAAAUCUACUGGAGAACAGGGGUAUACCUGAAGUGGUCUGUUGAAACAUACUGCCUAGUGGAAGCGUUUCCAGUGGAGAAAAACCCUGCCAGCUUUGUUAAAAUCACUGUGCCGUGCUCCCGCAAAGGUCAUGUGUUAUUAGGCCAGGUGGUCGAUCAUAUUGACUCUGUGCUGGAGGAGUGGUUCCCUGGCCUCCUCAACACAGAUAUCCAUGGCGAAGGGGAGACACUGCUGAAAAAGUGGGCCCUAUACAGCUUCAGCGACACCCAGGAGCAGAGCAAGAUGCAGUUGGAGGAUCUUCUCAAAAAUAUAGAUAAAGAUGGUCUGCUGGUGAAUCCAGAGGACCCUCACUGCACUUUACCCAUCUCUCAGAUCUGCCCUGACCUGGUCCUGAUUGACCAGCCAGCCAGUACCAUGUUGGAUCCUGAGGAAUUGGAGAUGGAUCUCUCCAAAGAGUACCUCCUUGGAGAUGGAGGCUUUGGGUCUGUGUAUAGAGCCAUAUAUAAAAAUGAAGAUGUUGCCAUUAAGCUUUUCAACAAACAUGCAUCAGAGCUUUAUGUUCAUAGACUAGUAAGACAGGAGUUGGCAGUGUUGGGAAGGCUGCACCACCCCAGUCUGGUUUCUCUGCUGGCUGCAGGGAGUUCACCUCAUGUGCUGGUGAUGGAGCUGGCCCCAUGUGGCUCUCUUGACUCACUUUUUGAACAUGAGAAAGGCAGCCUGAACCGCAAACUGCAGCACAGGAUAGCACUGCAGGUGGCAGAUGGCCUCAGAUACCUGCAUUCCUGUAUGAUAAUCUAUCGGGAUUUGAAACCUCAUAACGUGCUGCUGUUUACUCUGAAGACUGACUCUGAGAUCAUAGCUAAGAUCACUGAUUACGGCAUUGCUCAGUACUGCUGCAGUAUGGGAGUGAAGAGCUCAGAGGGCACUCCAGGUUUCCGAGCACCUGAGGUCGCCCGUGGUAAUGUGAUCUACAACGUUCAGGCAGACGUGUUUUCGUUUGGUCUGUUGCUUUAUGAUCUUUUGACCUGCGGGGAGAGAAUCUUGGAUGGCAUGAAGUUCCCUAGCGAGUUUGAUGAGAUUGCUGUGCAGGGGAGGCUACCAGACCCAGUACAGCACUACCACUGUUCCCCAUGGCCAGGCUUUCAGAACCUGAUGAAGGACUGUCUGAAGGAGAGCCCACAGGACAGACCCACCUCUGUGCAGGUAUUUGAUCGUCUGAACUCAGGGGAUAUGCUAUGUCUGAUUCGGGAGCUGACUUUGCGUGGGCUUCCCUGCGAAUGUUUUACUGUCUCCUGUACUGGCGGAGGAGUCGGAGGAAAUGUAAAUGGAAGCGCAGGGGCUAGAGUCUGGAUGGGAGGUGGAAGUAGCACCCAGAGGCUUGGCUGUGUCGCAUGUGUGGAUCUAGAAACUGAUAAAAGCUUCAGGCAGGAGGUUGACCGAAGCCCUGUCCUAUGCCUGGUCACUGUGAGAGUGCCUGAUGUGAGCCAUGAUUGGUUGGUAGCAGGGACACAGCUGGGAUCACUGGUUGUUUUGGACACAAGGAAUGCUGCAGUUUUGCACCGUUUACAGAAUGUAAAGGAUGCAGUGACUUCAUUAUUCUUCCACACACCCGCUCAGCGCAGCUGUUUAAAAAAGUACUUAUUAGUAGGAACAGCAGAUGGAACACUUACCAUUUAUGAAGAUUCAGUCAUAAAGUGUGCAAAUGGUGCUCCAGUGAAGGUGGUACAGGUUGGGAAUGUGAACACACCUCUGAUAUGUUUGGGUCUGUCAGGCCACUCUCAGGACCGCAGCACCAUCUGGGCUGGCUGUGGCACCAAAGUGUUCUCGCUCUCAGUAGACUACAACAUCUCCAAGACGGUUGACAUCCGGCCCCCGAAACUUUAUCAAAGUCCACAGCGGUCGGCCAGCAGUGAGGCCUUUAUCUCUCGGCUGGUGGUGGAGAAGUACAUCUACCUAUGUACAAAUGGAGGACACAGUGUAGAGGUGUGGGACAAGAAGAGUGGGAGGAUGAUUGACUUCAUCGACUGUAUGCAGUUACUAAGGUGCAGGAAAACCCAACUGAUUUGUGACAUGCCUCGAAUGAUGGAGUCAUGCUGGGCUCGUGUGAAGACCCUGCUGGUGCAGCAUAACGGCACACUGUGGAUUGGCACCAGAGCUGGACACAUCCUACUGGUGGACCUGUCCACAUGUCAGCUGUUGCAGGCAGUCAACCCCAACUGCCACUCAGUGCGCAGUAUGGCCUCAGUGCUGAUAGAAACGCAAAACCGGAAGAGUGUAAUUCUGAUGUUGGGCAGACGCCUUCGCAUGUCUCAAGACCAAAUCAAGAGUUCGUUAGAUGAGGACUCUGUCCUGAUGGUGUGGAGCAGCUCUUUACCACAGGAAGUGAAGGAGCUGAAUGCACACUGUGAGCUGAGGGCACAGAUCACAGACAAAAUAAGAGAACAAGCCCACAACUAAACUUCCUCUUUAUCCUCACAUUACUGCCACACGCAGAGCCAAACACUGCUGCCCACUCCGUUCUGAACACUGCCACUUCAUUUUCAUAUGAAAAAGGGACCUGUGUGUGUGAAGUCACUGCUUUUGGUAAUUUUGCACAAUUAAGGGAAACAUGUUUCUAAACUUGUGUUUAGAUUUACUGUACAUUAGUUUCAUUUAGUAUUUAGCAUGGAAUUUGGUUACUGUAUUUUGAUAUGUAGGCUGGUUUAUCUUUGGAGACUGUUGAAUUCUAGAUGGUUUUUGCCUUCACUACAUAUUUAUCUGACAUCUGUGUGUAUAUAUGUUUGACCUACGCCAACAAUUAUUCAGCCUUUUGUCUAAGGAGGUUAGGUUAGUUGAAAUGCAGUUCAGCAUGUUAGUUCUAUACAUUAGGAACCAGAAUAUUUUGCAACUAAUAGGUCCCUGAUCUCAGCAAGGAUCGUAGGAAUGCUAACCAAAUUCUGGAGGGCCUUGAGCAAGGCAUGCAAGUCUAAAUGAAUCCUGGGUGCUGCAGUAUUUAUACCUCGGGUCUUCACAACACUAACAGUGCAGCCCUGAUAGAGAAUGGAAGGCUAAGGCUCAGGUAGGGCCUCUUAACAAUUCAAAAAGUCCUGACUUUUAAUUAUAUGUUGUAAGCUCUAAAAGAAAAAAAAACACAUCAUCUUACACUACAUGGUAUCUUGAGUGUUUUGAAAUAUUGUGCCAACUUUUUUCCCCUCCCCUUACACAUUACUUUCACAUGUAAUAUGCACUACAAUAUAUUUUCUAAAGGGAUGACAAUCAGGAAUUGUAAUAAUAGUAUAUCUGUGUUAGAACUACCUUUUAAAAGAACUGGAAAAUUAGCCAAAGAAGGAGAAUGCAAAGCUCUUGUUGUUUUAUUUAUUUGUAGUAAAAUAGUGACUGCAUGUCACUGUCUCAUGGAUGUAAUUUCUUUGAAUGAAUAAUGAAUUGAUUUGUACUUGCUGUGUGACACUUGUAAGUUGACAUUAUAAAUGUUUAUUUUAUUGUAUUCUAAAACAAAAUGUAAUUAAAUUGUUUUGUAAAGCGCA
Pygocentrus nattereri (red-bellied piranha) is the source of this 8944-nucleotide messenger RNA. RefSeq names its product leucine-rich repeat kinase 2 (gene lrrk2). Gene Ontology annotation, molecular function: ATP binding; protein binding; protein kinase activity. The transcript is spliced from 51 exons. The record is from RefSeq and is a predicted model, not a curated record. Gene Ontology annotation, biological process: protein phosphorylation. Bases 252 to 7877 code for a protein of 2541 amino acids. NCBI's taxonomy places the organism in Eukaryota, Metazoa, Chordata, Actinopteri, Characiformes, Serrasalmidae.